AUGGACGCACAAUUGUGGCAUAGCUGGGUAGCUACUCAGUCGGUAAGUGAAGAGCUGGCAAAUGGCUUUAUUCAACAGUUUCAGCGAAGAAAUAUGGAUGUCUCUACGAUAAAUUGCGAAUAUUCAAUGUUAAAUGUUCGUCAAAUAGAUGUGAACAUCAAAGGUUUAGGAAAUCUGAUCGUAUGUACAAGGGAUGAUGGUGAUCUACAACAGCAAUUCCAAACGUGUUUCCUCAGUGACCGUGAGCAACUGGGGAUGGCAUUUAGGAAUUGGGUGGCCGAAAACACGACCUUCUUUGUGGAAAGAGUUGUAUUUGGCAACGCAUUGAUAUCAUUAAUCGCGGACUAUUUCUUGAAGCAAAGGUCACAAGCCAUCAAGAUAAUAUACAUGCCAACAACACACGACAAUCACUUGAAAAAACUGCAAGUUGACUUUUCCCAACCAGACGUAGAGGCCCUACGUGAAGGCCAGGACGGCGAAAGAGUCUUUUCAGAGUUGAUUUUGCCAUACCUGUACGAUCAAACCGGUAUCCGGGCUGAGAAACUGCCCAUGGCGGAAGUACGAGUUCAUCACAGCGUGCUGGUGAGGUCGGACGGUGUGAAAAUACUUGGAAACGACAAGCAUGCAAUAGCGGGUACGACGGCUGAAAUUUUGGCCUUCGUAAAUACUCAAUGUAAAAGUGCGGAGGAAUCGCUUAUCACCACACCAUCCGAGUAG
Messenger RNA from Lachancea dasiensis, 717 nucleotides. Lineage: Eukaryota; Fungi; Ascomycota; Saccharomycetes; Saccharomycetales; Saccharomycetaceae. The record is from the annotation of a GenBank genome assembly.